CGCUGUCCCCGCCAGGCUCGGCGCGGCGCUGCGCGGGGCCGCCCCCGCCCGCGGCAUGGCCGGCUCGCUGGGCAGGGGCGCGCCGUGCUGGCGGAUGCGGAGCGCGGCGGGCGGCAGGAAGGAGAAGCCGCCGGGCGGCAAGCCCCAGCCGCGGCACGUUUUUCACCCUGCAGAAAAUAUGAAGAAGCCCUGGAGCCCUGAUUUACCAGUUGACAACCACUCAUACAGUUCAGAUUUCACAUCCGUCCUGGACAGGGAAGGUGAGAAAGAAUUAGGACCUGAUGGCACUGAAGAAAAGAAGGAGAGAGAAAAGAAACACACCAAUUUCACUUUGUGUAAUGUUUGUAACAUUCAACUGAACUCUGCUGCUCAGGCACAAAUCCACUACAAUGGCAAAUCCCAUCAGAAGCGGUUAAAACAGCUCAGCAAUGGAAAUCUCAAAACUGAUAAUGGUGGUACAUGCCAGAGCCCUGCUCUUCCAGCCCUAGUGCGUCCUCCUGCUCCACCUUUGCAGCCAUCGUUGGAUAUUAAACCAUUUCUUCCGUUUCCUCUGGACACUGCCGCAGCCGUCAAUCUCUUCCCCAACUUCAAUGCAAUGGAUCCAAUUCAAAAAGCUGUAAUAAAUCAUACAUUUGGGGUUCCUCUUCCUCAUCGAAGAAAGCAAAUCAUAUCAUGCAACAUUUGCCAGCUGAGAUUUAAUUCUGAUAGCCAGGCUGCGGCCCACUACAAAGGCACUAAACAUGCCAAGAAGCUCAAAGCACUGGAAGCCAUGAAAAAUAAGCAGAAAUCUGUUACUACCAAGGACAGCGCAAAGACUACCUUCACUUCCAUCACUACCAAUACCAUCAAUACCAGCUCUGACAAAACAGACGUUACCACAGGGACACCAGCAAUAUCAACGACGACAACCGUGGAGAUCAGGAAGAGCAGCGUUAUGACAACUGAGAUCACCUCUAAAGUGGAGAAAAUCCCCACGACAGCCACUAGCAGCACCACAUGCCCUUCCGUUGAGACUGAGGAAGAAAAAGCAAAAAGACUGCUGUACUGUUCACUAUGCAAAGUUGCUGUCAACUCUGCCUCGCAGCUGGAGGCGCACAACAGUGGGACUAAGCACAAAACUAUGCUGGAAGCUCGGAAUGGAAGUGGAACCAUAAAAGCCUUUCCCCGGGCAGGCGUAAAAGGCAAAGGACCUGUGAAUAAAGGAAACACAGGCCUUCAGAACAAAACAUUUCACUGUGAAAUAUGUGAUGUGCACGUAAACUCUGAGACACAACUGAAACAGCACAUAAGCAGUAGAAGGCACAAAGACAGAGCUGCUGGGAAGCCGCCUAAACCUAAAUACAGCCCUUACAACAAACUCCAAAAGGGAACACAUCCUCUAGGGGUAAAAUUAGUAUUUUCAAAGGAACCUUCAAAGCCGAUGGCUCCACGAAUCUUACCAAAUCCUCUAGCAGCUGCAGCAGCAGCUGCUGCUGUGGCUGUGAAUUCCCCCUUCAGUCUUCGCACAGCCCCGGCAGCCACCCUUUUCCAGACGUCAGCACUUCCUCCAGCACUCCUACGGCCAGCUCCGGGGCCUAUACGGACCACCCAUACUCCUGUGCUGUUCGCUCCUUACUGAACUCCAAACAGGAAUUAAUUGUACUGCAAUAAUUUUUCAAAUCAAAACAAACAAACAAACAAAAAAAGAAAAUCAAGAACAUUGAACUAUGCAGUGUUUAUUUAUAGUUUAAAGUAUAUAUAUGAAGAGCCAGGACUUUUGAUAGAGAACUGAACAAAUUCUGAGGGGGAAUGGGCAGUAUUUUCUCCGAUGAGAACAUUCCUCUUGAGUAUUGAUCGUUUUAGAACUGAUCUCCAGCAUUGACUUGUAGUGACAUAUAAAACUUACGAAGCCUUUUGACUGUGCUUUUUGGCACACAUUUCCCUGCAAUGUCUUUCCUGCUUUAUGAAACAACUUACAAAUUUGUCUAAAGGGCAUUAACUGGUUCCGAUGUACAUAAAAUACUUUAUUCUGUAGAUUAAAGAAGAAGGAAAAAAAAGAAACACUGUGAAUAGUAGUACCCUUACCAAUCCUCCUGCCAAAUCAGCAGUUACUGGGUAUUUAUCUGAACAAAAGUAGAUACAAUAGAUGUCUUGUAAAACAGUAGUAUUGUGUCUCUAUCUAUGCCACUAGGUUUCUAACAGAGUUGCAAAAGAUAAAAUAAACAAAUUAUGUCAC
Falco peregrinus (peregrine falcon) is the source of this 2215-nucleotide messenger RNA. RefSeq names its product zinc finger protein 385D (gene ZNF385D). The record is from RefSeq and is a predicted model, not a curated record. Lineage: Eukaryota; Metazoa; Chordata; Aves; Falconiformes; Falconidae. Gene Ontology annotation, cellular component: nucleus. The transcript has 9 exons. Gene Ontology annotation, molecular function: zinc ion binding; nucleic acid binding. Bases 56 to 1618 code for a protein of 520 amino acids.